CUUCAUUCAGGGAAAACCUGACUAUCUUUUCUGUCCAUUUUACAACGACUGCGUUUCCCCGUUUCUAGAACAACGACAAAAAAAACCCUGAAACUUAUGUUACUUCCACACGACUGUUUUUUAUGGGAUUUUUUUGUGAGAAAAGUUUUGUGAUUUCAGCUAUCAUUUCUUCAUCAUCAUCAUCUCUGUCAUUUCAAGAUAAUAAAGCUUGAAGAGAGCAGCUGGAAAAAUGUACUUGGAAAACAACAAAAAGCUGGAAAUGGAACUAACGCAGAAGGCAGCUCAGACUCCGCCAAGUCUGAAUGGGCACAUGAAAGCGGAGUCUGUAGCCAGCAACUAUGGGCAGCUGGGGCUGCUGGAGGGGCUCUCUGGGGUGAGGGAGCCCCAGAGAGAGAGCCAGCAGCUCUACCAGAAUGGAGCAGCUGGGCAGAGUCACUGCGUUGUCUAUGAAGCUGACUUCAGCACAGUCUGUGAAGAGGAGGUUCAGAGCCACAACUCCAACGCGAUCCGAUUCCUCAAGGGCAGAACAAAAGUAAACUCGUUCACAGAGAAAUCUCCGUUACUCAAGCUUUCUUCUCAAGAUAAUGGUGUUCGGUACAUGGCGCUUCAUGACCCAGACUGUACUGAUGGUGAGGAAUCAUGGGAAAGCAGUUCUGCUGAGCUUGAGAAAAGAUGUCGCCUGGGAAGUGAGGUGACCAGUCUCUCCAGAUCAACCUCCUCUGAGAGAUGUGAUCCGCUCGACUCCCUCCAUUGGAACUUCACUCUUUCCAGCAGCUUAAGAUACUGCUUAAGAGUUCUGAAAAUCUCCACGAUUUUCAUCAUUGUAAUGAUCUGCACGGUUUUUUUUAGCACGAAUCCUGACCAUGAAAACCCUUGGCAAAUGCUGUCCGUUUCAUCUGUGGAAAGCUUUGCUGUGAAUCUUACAGAUUUUGUAGAUCACGCCCUUCUAAAACUACAAGUCCGAGGACCUUUUGUUGACAGCGUGGCUGACAGGGAGACAGAAGAAUACAUAGUCAUCCAAGUUGAACAGCUGGAAGAUGUUGGCUUGAGGAGAAGGCGUCCACAGCAGGUAACGUACAACUGGACCAUUCCAUUACAUCCCCAAAGAAUGGAUCAAGUAACGAAGAUGAGAACCUUUGAGAUGCUGAACAGUGUCCCCGUCUCUAUAGGCAUCCAGGCUUUCCUGCAAGACGGUCAGGUUGUUCCUCUCAGUAUGACUCAUCAGUCCAUCUAUGCCAAUGUGGAGACUCAAGUUGUAAUUGCAGCCGUCAUCCUGGCAGGAGUCUAUGUUCUGAUUAUAUUUGAGAUUGUUCACAGGACUCUUGCAGCAAUGCUGGGCUCUCUGGCUGCUUUGUCUGCAUUGGCUGUGAUUGGUGAUAGGCCAAGCCUGGUUACAGUGGUGGAGUGGAUUGAUUAUGGAACCCUUGCGCUAUUGUUUGGCAUGAUGAUUUUGGUGGCAAUAUUUUCAGAAACUGGAUUUUUUGAUUACUGUGCUGUCAAGGCUUACCAGCUCUCCAGGGGAAGGGUGUGGCCCAUGAUUAUCAUUCUCUGUCUCACUGCUGCCAUUCUGUCUGCUUUUCUGGACAAUGUUACCACUAUGCUUCUCUUCACCCCAGUCACAAUAAGGUUGUGCGAGGUGCUUAAUCUAGACCCGAGGCAUGUCCUGAUUGCAGAAGUGAUUUUCACAAACAUUGGAGGAGCUGCCACAGCUGUCGGGGAUCCACCCAACGUGAUCAUUGUCUCAAACCAAGACCUGCAAAAGAAAGGGAUCGAUUUUGCAGCGUUCACAGGGCACAUGUUCCUGGGAGUAACUCUUGUUCUAGUGACGUCCUUUCCAUUCCUGAGGCUGCUUUAUUGGAACAAAAAACUGUACAACAAGGAACCUGGAGAGAUUGUUGAACUAAAGCAUGAAAUCCAUGUGUGGAGACUCACGGCUCAGCGCAUUAACCCUGCCAGUCGUGAAGAGACUGCUGUGAAGUGUCUCUUGAUGCACAAAGUGCUGACUCUGGAGAGCCUGCUGAGGAAGAAGCUGCAAACAUUUCAAAGGCAAAUUUCACAGGAAGAUAAAAAUUGGGAAACUAAUAUUCAAGAACUGCAAAAAAAGCACAGAAUAACAGACACAAUCCUCCUGGUCAAAUGCAUCAGUGUUCUGGGAGUUGUAAUCCUCAUGUUCUUUCUCAAUUCCUUUGUUCCAGGCAUUUAUCUUGAUCUUGGAUGGAUUGCUAUGUUUGGGGCUCUGUGGUUGCUGGUUCUAGCUGACAUUCAGGACUUUGAGAUAAUCCUGCACAGAGUGGAAUGGGCAACCCUCCUCUUCUUCGCUGCACUGUUUGUGCUGAUGGAGGCAUUGGCCCAGCUGCAGCUGAUUGACUACAUUGGAGAGCAGACAGCUGUAUUGAUAAAGGCUGUGCCUGAAGACCAGCGGCUGGCAGUCGCUGUCAUCUUGGUGGUCUGGGUUUCUGCUCUGGCAUCGUCCCUCAUUGACAACAUCCCAUUCACGGCCACAAUGAUCCCUGUGCUCAUUAAUCUAAGUCAGGAUGCCGAUGUGAACUUACCGCUGAAUCCUCUCAUUUAUGCACUUGCAAUGGGAGCUUGUCUUGGAGGGAAUGGGACACUGAUCGGAGCAUCUGCCAAUGUAGUCUGUGCUGGGAUUGCAGAACAGCAUGGGUACGGCUUCUCCUUCAUGGAAUUCUUCAGGCUGGGGUUUCCAAUGAUGCUUGUGUCCACCUCCAUCGGUAUGUGCUAUCUGCUGGUCAUUCACGUUGCACUCGGAUGGAACUCCUAAUUCGCCCACAUGCUUGGACCAAAGAGCUCUGCUUCUGUUUUCAUCGUCGCCAUGAAUAGAGCUUGAUCAAUCACUGGAAAAAAGAGUUUGCAGCUCAGUUUUAAAACGAUGGGCAACCCGACACUUGAUCACGUUCCAACAUACAGUGAUUAAGUGCGCGUGUAAUGCAUGUGUGUGGAAUAACACCACAAGGGAAUGCUCUUUGUUCUAGGAGCACAUUUCAUUUGUAUUAUUUUGUAAACUUGCCUUGCAGCAUUGAAUACUAUCAGAUGCUUGGGAGAUGUUUCACUGUUACAGUUCAUGUUUAGCCCUGGAAAACCUGUUUAUGAUAGAAAUGCUAGCAUAUAUGCUGUGGUUCUGCGGUUACUGAAGAGCUGACAACAAUAAAUGCAUACAAUGUGAA
Messenger RNA from Acipenser ruthenus (sterlet), 3185 nucleotides. Its product is annotated as P protein. Gene Ontology annotation, biological process: transmembrane transport; melanocyte differentiation; melanin biosynthetic process. The record is from RefSeq and is a predicted model, not a curated record. Gene Ontology annotation, cellular component: melanosome membrane. Bases 230 to 2782 code for a protein of 850 amino acids. Lineage: Eukaryota; Metazoa; Chordata; Actinopteri; Acipenseriformes; Acipenseridae. The transcript has 24 exons.